Messenger RNA from Myripristis murdjan (pinecone soldierfish), 6381 nucleotides. RefSeq lists its product as uncharacterized. The transcript is spliced from 3 exons. NCBI's taxonomy places the organism in Eukaryota, Metazoa, Chordata, Actinopteri, Holocentriformes, Holocentridae. The record is from RefSeq and is a predicted model, not a curated record. The coding region runs from base 273 to 1085 and encodes 270 amino acids.
UGUUGAGAAAAUGGGCAGAGAUUCUGUCAUGGUGUCACCUCUGAGGAGCCAUCGAGCUAGCCUGUGUUUGGCAAACAGGCAGAUGAGGUUUUCCACUGGACCUGCAGACGGAUGUGGAAGCUGCUGCAUGAAGAGGAGGCCGGCCAGAUCUGCCUGAAGCCAGAUGGCAACAGGAUGCCGCCUUAACCUAUACUGCAGUCUGUGUUCAGCCAUCUUUCUAUACCCCUGUAUCUCCACUUGGUGAAGAUGCAGUCCGUUUGAUUUUCGUGGAGAUGUUUCUAAACAGGACCUCCUCCGCCCUGUUUCCAUGGUUACUGUGGCUGCUGUUCCUCCCGACCCCUGCCACUGCGACAACAGGCUCCACCCCUACCUCCGCCGCCUCACCACCAGCCAAUACCACGCUGCUGUUCGACAGCGGCGCCCCCGGUCACAGCUUGCGGAAUUGCAGCUGCUCCACCCCCAUCCAAGAGUGCGACGAGGCCCUGGCGAACUUACUGUGCAGCUGCCGCACUGUCCCGCGCUCGGCACUGCCCCCUGCUGGGCUGAGAGAGCCUGGAUCGCUUAUUGUCUGGCUGAAGGAGACCUGGAUCCUCGAGGAGCUGCUCAACAGGAGCAUGAUUGGUCAUUUGCACCUGUCAUUUUGUGGAAUAAACCCACUGGACAGCCAAUACUUGGCUCUAAUAGGACUGCAGACCCUGAGGAUCCACAGUGCAGUCCCAGGAGUCCCGUACCCCAACCAGAAAAUUACAGUGGCCCCUGCAGCAGGAGCUGAGGUGGAGCUUGAGUCCCUGUCCUCCUCUGCCUCCACCUCCUCCUCCUCCUCCUUCUCCUCCUCCUCCUCCUCCUCCCCGCCUUCGUCCUCCAUCUUCCACAUGACUGUUCUGGAUGUAGCAGCACUUAAUGGGCUCUCUGCCCUAAAGGCGUACAGUGUGGUUGGGCCACCGAUAUCCACCCUCUCCCAGCACUUCCCCCACCUGCCUGUAGCCGUUCCUCUGCCAUCCUCGGCUCCCCACAAUGAUCCCACAGAGCCUGGUGAGCAGGCUGCAGAGCCUCAGUACAACUGCGUUCUCACCUUUGUCUACUAACAAGAGCUUUUUCAUCAAGGCCACCAUCAACGCUGCACUGCAAGUCACGCAUGGCGCAGGGGAAUUAUUUACUAUGCAGCUGGAUACUCGUCAUCAUGUGAAGAAAAAUUGCCUUUCGUUAAGGAAACGUUUCACAUCUGACGUGUUCUGUGUGGAAUAUAAUGACAGUAAUAACAGUACUGUGACGCUGACCUGCAGUGCCUCAAAGAGAGAUUGAUGUUUUUCUCAGUUCUAUGCAUUGACUUCACGGACACUGUCAGUGACACACUUUUCACACUAGUGUUGCACUACUAUUACUGCAUCUCUUCACCUCCAAAAGGAAUAGCCUGAAAUUCCUGCAUCAGUAAUGCAGGUUGGAUACAAGGCAUGAGUUGCUCUUAAAUGCUAACCAGAAGGCUAACAACCCUGAUUCAGACAUCACACCUGCUCUAGUUUGAGGUGAUGCCUUUGGUGUUACUGUAUCCCAAAUGAUAAGCUACUUGAACUGCCACAAAUUAGCGUGUCAACCAGAUUGCAUGCACUGACAAAGUAUUACAGAUACCAACUCUCAGCCUGGUUACAGUUGUAUUUGGGACAAUGCAUAUACACAUUCUGUUAACAAAUAUCAUUGUACACAUGAAUAUGAAGAAUAUCCUGGCUAUUAUAAUGGAAAACAGAGACAUACAAUCAGUAAUAUAAGGGGUUUUACAUGUCCUAGUAUCAAUUUUAAUAUUGGCAGAUGCCAGCUAUCAUAUCAGGAUUUCUAAUUAUCAGGAUGAGAGCUAAUUGCAUUUACCUGUGCUAACUCUUAUAUGGAGUACUUUACUGUUCUGAAUAGCACUAGACUGCCAAAUGCUUGGAAAGAACACGCAUUGUGUUUGUCUCAACCCAACCAGUAGAUGGAUGCCACAUUAGCUAUGGUUAGACUUGUUGUUUUAGCAUGAUUUUUUUUUUUUUUUUUAGAUUUGAUUCUUAAGAUUUGAUAGAAAAACGAGGAAAAUUGAUUUUUUUGUGUGUCCAGACCUGUUGGUGAAAGCUUCCCAAUGACAUCAAAUGAUAUGUAAUAACUGAGAAAGCAUGGAAUGUAGCCAUAGGCUGUUCAGCCAGGCAAAACUCUGACAUGUCAUCUGCUAGAGUAAUAUCUGAGGCAAUCCCUGUGCCUGUUCUCAGAGAGGGACGAGACGUUCCAGAUCAUGGUCACAGCUGCCAAGUGUGUUUGGUCUUUAUCCUCCACUCCCAUGCAGGUGUUGUCAGAUAUAUUAGGGCAGCAGGAUAGAGCGCUGGUUCGACUGGUUUAAUGCCCUCAUGCCUGCAGCCAUGCUGCUCGGGUGUCCUGAAGCGACGCUGGGACCCAGGUUCUAACAAGGGAAAGCAUUUGUCUCUGAUUUAUUAGCAUUUCCAGACCCAAGGAUUAAAAAAUCAUUGUCUGUGGGAGGAAUGAAUGGUGACUUCUUAAUUCCUUCAAAAUAAUUUGAUAUUUGUAUCAGCAAAUGUGCAUGAAAAAGGAGUAUUUUUCAGACAUUUCUAUAUCCUGAGCUGGAUCGGUGUUGUUCUAAAAAACAAAUAGCUAAGGGCUAAGUGGUUAUCCACCCAGCUGCAGUGACUCUCCUCUUCUUACUACUUUUGUUGUCAUCCUUCAACAAAGAUAACAGAACAGCCAGCUCUGAUGCUAGCAGUGUUGGCUUUUUGUUAGAAAAAUAAUCAGCUGGGUUGUAAAAGUGGCAGCAGAACUCAGUGGAUCUAGUCUUAUUUUAGAGAGAAACAUGCAGAUAAAAACAUACAAGGUUUAGACUCCAGCUUAAAUCACAGAUUGUGACAAGGAAUUGAAAUGAAAACCCCACAGAUUUUUGCUAUAGAGAAAAUGCAUUAGAUCUGUAAUUCCAGUAUAGGAAGUUUCAGAUUCAAAAUUCCAAAUUCCAAGUUCCAGUAUAGAAUUCAAGUGUAGGAUUAUCAUGCUAAUCACUAAGCGUAACCCCAUUCACUAAUGAAGCCUCUUGUGCUUGUGAUGGUCAUAAAAUUAUAUGACACCUUACUGCUCACAUUAUGCAUCUUGUACAAGAAGUCAUAUUUAAAUUGAAGGACUUAGCUUCUCAGAAUGGCUGCUAUAGUAUCUGAAUGACUGAUCUUAUGCGUUCUACAACCAUCAAACAGACUGUGGGGUCCAGCACUGUGCAGUCCAGCUCAGAGCAGAGAAGUUACUGGACAGUGCGCAGGUGCCACACCUGGUGGAGAACUCUUAAAGCUGAGGGACGCAAUGCACUAUAGGUAGUGAAGGGGGCUAUUUUGCUGCUGCAACUUGAUUUGCAUUCAUUGCACUGCAUUAUUAGCUGAAGCAGCUGAGAAGCAAAAAAUUCAGAGACUGACAUCAGAGCGCGUGUAAGUGUGGAUCUGAAUCCACAUUAGCUCCACAGGUGCUGUUGUGUAAUCUGUACUGUGCUAUGACCUCCCAUGUGGAGGGAAGAGAGUCAAAACACGAAUUGCUCCUUUGGGGAUCAGCGGAGUGUUUAGCAGCUGAUUGCAGUAUACAUUAGCUGGAACGAAUCCAGAGUGUUCAGAUUGGGGUCAGGGCCCAAGGCUGAGCUGGAUGAUGAUAUUGUGUCUGGGAGGGAGCGCUGUGUGUUAUGCUGCUUUACAAAAGAUAUUUAAAAGGUACUUUGCGGUUAAAGCUAUAAAGACAAGUGCCUUUGGAAAAAAUGAUGGAAAAAAAAGUAUUGAUACAAGGCACAAGGAAGCAGACAGGCUGCUAGAAGGAGGAAGUCAGAGAGACAAGGACUAUAUUGGUCUGCUGUGGUAUGAGCUGACGGAGAGGCGCAGUAGGCUCACUGUUAUGAAGGCUGCACUCCGCUGCUGCGUUUUUCCAGCUGGUCCGCUCGCCCAGCCUUAUUGAGUGCAGAUGGCCUAAUAAAACAUGUUGUUUUGAAACAGGUUAAAAUGGACGCCCAAUGAAUAGAGUCCUGGGGUUAGGAUCGUCUCUCACCAGCCAAUAAAUCUCACUCUUCUUGGAUCAAAACAGUGGAGCUGAUUCUCCGUUGAAUUGUUUGAGUUGUACAGUUAUUAACCAACUUAAAGCCAGACUUGGCAGGGGUAAACAGAUGGAGGAGCAAUGCGAUACACAGUGGAUGCGAUUCAGUUCCUCUCCUGUCAUGGACGUUGUGAAAGGGGCCUGGUUUGUCAGAAGUAAAUCGGAUGAAAAUCACACAUUAUUCUGACAUAAUGAAUUUCCCCAGGUUCUUGAAUGGGUUGUGUUUUUUCGUGUGUGCUGUUGGAAUCGCCUAUUUGGAGUCACUUUAGCCAGAUGAGAGUGGACUUGGAGGACAAUUUUGAAGUAGCAUGUGAAGAGGUGUUGGCAGCACUGAGAGAAGUCAUUGUCUGGAUAUACAACAACUUUCUCCGUGCUUUUUUGUUGUCUUUCAUGUUCUCCCUCUCUCUCUUUCUCUCUCUCUCUCUCUCUCUCUCUCUCUCUGUCUCUGUCUCUCUCUGGUUCCAGCUCAUAUCCUGAGAGAGACAGAGGCACUGUUAGAGCUGCUCUCACAAACACAAUCUGCAGCCAACACUUCUGUUCCGCAGAUCAUUUUAGGACUGAGCUGAACUGUGUGGGUGUGUGUGUGUGUGUGUGUGUGUGCGUGUGUGUGUGUGUGCAAAGUAGUGUACGUGCCAGGAUGCACAUACAGGCAUGCAUUUAUGGGUGUGUCUUUGCGUACGUGUGUUUAUGUGCUUGCAUUUCUCUUCAUCGAACGCACUCGGUGUAUCAAGCACACUGCUCCCUGAUGGAAGUUCAUUCAGUUCCCAUCACCACCAUAGUCAUUAAUGCUCACUGUGUUUCAGUUUUUUCAUAAUUAAAACAAUAAAACUGCUGUUGUAGUACUCUAAUCAAUAACCAUACUUAGGCACCAUCAUCUCAAGUCAUAAUUAAUAAUCUAGUUGCAAGAGGAUUAUCGAUUCAGUGCGGUUACGCCAUUAUAUACUACAGUUUUGAUCAGAGUUUGUCCAGUGGGUCUUGGAAGGGUUUCAUCACCUAAAAGGUUGCAGAUUUUUUUAACCUGUUGUAGAGGAUUUAAUCCAUUGUAUAAUUCAGUUAAAAAAAUCAGCUCUCCCAAUGACAAGAAUCAGAUUUUUUUUUUUUAACAACCUUAUGGUGUACAAUGAAUCCUACAUUCUGGCACUGAAGGCACUUUCUGACUGUUUCUUUUCACUACUGCACUACAUGGAUAUGAGAGCUGGUUACAGGGCGUUGGUGGUAAUUUUUCAAUACUAAUACCCCUGAGUCCAGUUCUCAGUCACAACUCUACUCUGUGCCUUUCUUUACUGAAUGAAAACACAUUUUAUUAUGCAAAAGGGUGAAUUAUUUUCCUGUGUAACAGCUAUGGAUGCCAUCUGGUUUAGUAAAUACAGCCAGACCACACCAAAUUGAUUUCCUCGCUACAGCAGUGUAUAAACAAGGAGCAAAACUUGAGUUACUGUUGCACGAGUGUAGCAUUUUAAAGCUUUUCCGCUGCUUUCUGUGCACCUUUUCAUGGCUUCAAAUCAACUCUCAUGCCACACAGAAAGACAGAAAGGUAUUGUUCUGUGACUCCCACCCAUAAUACUGGCAGACACUGUGCUUGCUGGGCCUUUUUGCAGCCAGAGGUCUGCGUUUAGUCACUCCCAUCUGGUGAACUGGCAAUUACACACCUCCACAAAACCACCUUUAAUGGUUUUCAGACAGGGCGUUUAGAAUAGCUCAUCAGAUUUGUUCCCAUCAUCACCCAUCACAGAGUCUUUAAAAACGGCUGGAACAUUCCGCCACCACCAAACCGGUGAAAUGAGAUCACUGGGUUUUUUGGUCUUGAGAUCACUCUCUUGUGCUGAUGCCUGAACCUUUUUUCUUUCUUUUGUUCUCUCUCUCUUGCUCUCUCUCUCUCUCUUUCUUAAGAUAUACAUUACAGCACCUUAAGUACUUGUAUCAGGGAAUGUUAUAAUUCAAAAGUAAAAUCUAAUGACUAUUAAUAACCCUAGGCUUUGUGCCUUGAGAUCACUUGUACACAUUGCUAUUUGAAUGGCAGAUCUGAAUAUUCACGUCCUACGACAUGUUUGAUGAGUCAUCAGCGAAUCAUGUAUUGUUUAAAGAACAGAGUGUGUAUUUGGAAAUGGAUUUGCAAGUUUAAUUUGUAUAUAAUUUGGUUGUUUAAGCGGAUUAUAUAUAAAAAAAAAAAAAAAAAAAAAACGAAGAAUAAAAAAAGCUUAGUUGUUUAUGAUGAAAAUGACGGUGUGGACUGUUCCUGUUGUCCACAAACUGUGCUGCUGUAUAGUCUGUGAUAAUAAAAAGCAAUACAAGCGG